AUGUUUAAAGUGUUCGGUUUCGGUGCAAAGGAGGAGGUUCCUGAGCUUUCACAGGAAGAAAAAACCAAAGCUAUUUUGAAACAAGCUCAUGAUUUUGAGCAAGCAUUACGUGCAAUGGAUUACGUCUUGGACGAUAACGCUGAUGAGGGAUUGGCUUUAUUAGAUGAGAGUGAUGCUAAAGAAGCUUCAGAUCAAACCAUUAAUGCGUUGGCUCGUGGUGUCAUUGAGUUUUUGGAGGCAACUUUAGGUUUCGAAGCUGAAGAAAUGAAAAAGGCUUCUGCUACUUUGGCCAAGGCAGAAACUUUGUCCUUGAAAAGUAGAGAGAAGGCGCAGAAGGUUGGAUUGAAGAGUAGUUCUCUAUAUCCUCCUGGGACGGUUUAUGCAGUGACUUAUACGGAAUCAUGCCUUUUGCAUGCACUUUUGAUGAUCUUCAGUGAAAGUAUGAUGGAAGCAGCCAAGGCGAUCUUAAAGCUCAGAAAAUCGUACUACAUGUUACAAGAAAUUUUGGAAACUAUCAAAGCUGCCAAUAAGGAAAAGAAACAAAAACUGUCUUCUGGUGAUGAUAAAGAAUCCACGCCAGCUACAUUUAUAAGUGGCGGUGAUGCGUUCAAUUCUGUUGAUAUACCUUACAAACUGACCCCUGAAGAACAAAAGGAUAAAGAUCUUUUACAGUUUGCUGAACAAAUACAUAGUAUGAGGACCGAAAGAUUGUCUGGUGCCCACAUCGGUAACUCUCCGGCAAUUAAUAGAUUGAGAAGUGAGCUGGGAUUGCAAGCAAUGGAAGAUUUGCCAAAGAAGGAAAUAACUGAUCAUCAAGUUCUUUCGAGUGAAAUAGAUUUAAGUCAAGCCACAAUUGAUGAAUUCGUCCAUUCUGGUGUCAAUUUAUGUUUUGGUAUUCUACAAGUCGUUAUAUCAUUGUUGCCACCCGCUAUUGGUGCAGUUCUUUCUGUAGUGGGCUUCAGAGGAUCCAGAGAAGAAGGCCUGAGACUCGUUUGGAGAUCCACCAAGCAAAGAAACGUCCAUGGCUGUAUUGGUUUGUUAGCUUUGAUGUUUUACUACGAUGGGCCUUUUCAGUUCACUGACGAUGAUUUUGAUAUUCCUGCAGCAGUUAAGGAUUCUGGCAACAGUGAUGAUUCAGAUGAUGAAGAUAUGGACGGUCCUACGCUGUUGCAUCCUGGAAAGAUACUGGAAGAUGCAUUGCUGCAAUCAAGAGCGCUAUUCCCCAAUAGUGCAUUAUGGCUUUUGAACGAGGCAAGGAUGCUUUCUGGUAAGGGACGGUUAGAGGAAGCGGUUGCGUUGAUGGAUUCAAUUGACGUCUCCCAAAUACGGAUGAGGCAAGUCAAGUCCUUGAUGAUUUUCGAUCGUGCCAUCACAUUGAUCCAUUUGCACCAAUACGACAGAGCCGCAGAAGAUAUUUUAUCACUAUUAGAAAUCAGCGAUUGGUCACAUGCAUUUUAUACAUAUUUUGCCGGCUGUUGCUAUCUAGAAAAUUGGAGAAUGUGCGAAAUGGGGGCAUUAAAGUCAGACAAGAAGGAUGAAUAUCAAAGGAAGGCCGAAGAACUUAUUUUCACAUCAGUGGAUUUGAUAGGUAAGAAGACUUUCAAAUCAAAGAAUUUGCCAUUAGAUAGGUUUAUACUGAGAAAAGUUGAGCAAUUCAAAGCGAAGAAGGAGGAACUUGGAGUGGAAAAUCCACUGGAUGCUAUCGCUACUUCGCCAGUUCACGAAAUCGCAUAUUUCUAUAAUGGUUACAAUAGAAUGUCUGAAGAGCAUUUGGAGUUAGCGAAGAAAAUGCUAACGGAGUAUAGAAACCCUGCUAUUGAAGCACUAGAUUCCGAUCAAGAGUUAAUCAAGGAUCUUUUAGUUUCUUUGACAUUAAGAAGAUUGGGUUAUAUCCAAGAAGGAUGUGAUUUAUUGGAUGAAAAGGUAUUACCUAAGUUCUUCUCUACGCAGAAUGGCAAGGUGAAGUAUAUAAAGAAGACUGAAGAUCCGUGGGCUUAUCCAACUGCACUUUAUGAACGUGCUCUAUUCGCGUGGAAAAUAAGAGGUAUGGAUGGUCUUUCAGAGAGUAAAGAAUGGUUGUUGAGAGCUCAAGGCUAUGCAGAUGACUAUGAGUUGAGUACUCGUGUAGGCAUGAAAAUCAAAGCAGCAAUUGACCGGGUUGAUCACUCGUUAUAA
This is a messenger RNA of Saccharomyces mikatae IFO 1815, 2175 nucleotides long. RefSeq lists its product as uncharacterized. The transcript has a single exon. Lineage: Eukaryota; Fungi; Ascomycota; Saccharomycetes; Saccharomycetales; Saccharomycetaceae. Gene Ontology annotation, cellular component: mitochondrial outer membrane; cytosol; nucleus. Gene Ontology annotation, molecular function: protein binding. The record is from RefSeq and is a predicted model, not a curated record. The coding region runs from base 1 to 2175 and encodes 724 amino acids.